ACAGGCCACGCCACUUACUCUUCCCUCUCUGCUCGCUAGUUUGCACUGGAUUCUACGCUGGACUGUCGCACGACCCGGACGUGUGUGUGUUAGAGAGAGACGCUUGACUCUCGACUCGCUGCUCUGCGUUCUAUGCUACACGCUGGAGUCUCGGACCGUCUACUACCCUUCGCUGGACUCGGACGUGUGUGUGUGUCUGAGAGAGAGAGAGAGAGAGAGGACUCUACUGGACUCGACUCGCUACGCAACAAGCACACAGACAUAUAAACUCAGACACGCAUACACACGCGCGCGCACUCAUCACAUAAUCACAGCCAUACAUUUUCGAGGGCGGUUCGUGCGGAUUUGUGGUCGCGAAGAUCUUGCUGGAGGUUGGGCUCUGCAUCGAGAAGUGAAGACGCUGAUGAUUGGGCUGUUCAGUGUGUAGAGUCUUAAAGACGACGGGGUCACCAUGAAUGAAGGCGGCCUUUCAAAGAGGUCAAAGAGGAAUGACAGGUAGAAAGAAGCGGACAUUUAUGGGCCUUAAUUACGAGAUCUGGGAGCACGUUGACAGGCUCGAGAGGACUGGAGCUGAAUAAAGAGUUGUACGGGCAAUGCAUUGUGCAAGAUUGGAACAGCGGUUUCGAGGGUCUAGGGCCUGGUGUGAAGGUGGGCGGUGACAGCGGGAGCGCUUCUGUCGUAAGCGCUUGUCGAUUGGUAUCAAUCAGGGUGGCGUGAACAAGGGUUUUGCGCGGGAGUUCUGUGGCACGGCGACGACUUUUGCACGCGGAGAGAAGAGGAGGAAAGGAGAGGGGGGGAGCCUCUGAGGGUUUGCGUUCAGAGGAAGCAGAGGAGAAGAUCUCGAAGACUGAUGCAGCAGUUGAAGGACAAGGAAGGGGUGGUGUGAGGUGAAGGAGGGUCGUUUGGUGUGGGAGGAGAGGGGAGGAUUUCGCCGGAAGGGGGAGGAGAAGGAGGAGGAAAGGAGGGUGUCUGUGAAGAAGAGAGAAAGGUUGUGCAAGAGGACGGUAAGGGCACUUGGUGGAGGGGUAAAAGAAGAAAAGGAGGAGAAGGAGGACAGGGUAGAGCGAUGAGGUGACAACGGUUGUGUCGGUAGGAGAGAGAGGGAUUGGGUCUGUGUGCAAGACUAUCUUGGGUAAGCUAGAGAGGAGGGGUAGGUGGGGUAGGUUGCGGGUUAGCGCGGUCACUGUCGAACCACUUGCAUAGUGAUGGCGGCGUCGUAUUCCGCCGCAGGAUCGGCUAUGGGGGGAGACUCUAGAGAGAUCCGUCUAUGGAACGACAAGAAGGAGCGGGAGAUGUAUGAAAGCUUUGCCGACCUGUUUGCUAUCAUCAAGACGACUGAAAAGUUGGAAAAAGCAUACGUACGUGAUGUUAUUAACGGCAAACAGUACGAGCCCGCUUGUAAUAAGCUGAUCGGGCAGUUUAAGACAUUGAGAACCUCAUUGAAGGACACGGUACCGGACGUGGAGAAUUUCAUGCGCACGUACAAAAUGGACUGUCCUGCUGCUGUGAAUCGUCUGCUGGUGGUGGGGAUACCAGCAACGUUGGAGCACGGGAAGCCCUGUGAGUCGUCAGGAAGCACGACUGUCGCGGUGGCAGAGACCGUUCAGCAUUUCAUCACAGCCAUGGAUUCGCUUAAGCUGAACAUGGUGGCCGUCGAUCAGCUCUAUCCCCUUCUCUGUGAUCUGCUAGGCUCGCUGAAUCGUGUUGCAAACCUGGGGCCCGAUUUUGACGGCAAGGUGAAGUUGAAAGAAUGGCUCGGGCGGCUAAGUAAAAUGGCGGCAAGCGAUGAGCUCAACGAGUCGCAGUCUAGGCAGCUUAUGUUCGACCUCGAGAGUGCCUACACGGCUUUCAUGAACUCCCUUCCCAAAUCUUCUUGAGUCAGGACGGAAGGGCGUACUCGGUACUCGCACACACUUGGACCCUCCAGAAAUGAAAAACGAAUCAACCCCCCACCCGGCCUGUCGGCGGCACACAGAUUGACAAAGCAAGCUAUUGCGAGCAUAUGCUGUAAGAAGCCAAACAGUUUUAAAAAUGACGGCGGCUACUCCUUCCUUGACGAAGGACUAGGAAGAGAAGGUUUGGGUGUGUGUGGGGGGGGGGGGAGAGGGGAAGGCGGUUAGGGCACAUCAGUUUGUCCGGCUAUAUGUGUUUAUUGAACCCAUCCAUCCAUCCAUCCAUCCAUCCAUCCACCCACCCACCCACCUAUCCAUCCAUCCACCCAUCCAUCCAUCCAUCCAUCCAUCCCUUAUCUGUUAAUCUAUGUACCUCUAUUCAUUCAUCUAAAGUUGUCGAUGAAGCGACGAUGCAAAAUGCAACCACGGCGCACUAGAGGCGGGGCGCGCAGGACAGUCAGGCGACAGGAGCUGUCAACGUGUGCUAUAGUGCGUUUGCAUGUUGUUUUCGUGUAGAACACGUGAUGGAGAAGCACGAUGAAGGAAAAACCCAUCAUAGAGAGAGGUGGGUUGGGCUCGUCAGUUUGAGUGGGCGUGGCCUGGACUUGCGUCGCUUGCCAGCCACGGCUUCAAGGUAGUAGUAGUAUUAGUAGUAGUACUAGUAAUCUAGUAGUAGUAGUAGUAGUAGUAGUAGUAGUAGUAGUAGUAGUAGUCUGUGACUCAAGUCUGUGAUUGAUUUUGUGAUUCCACAGGGUGGUUGUUAAGUCUGUGAUUGAUUUUGUGAUUCCACAGGGUGGUUGUUGCCUCCUGUUGUAUGUUUCUCUUUUCGUUGUCUUUUUCACCUUUGGGGGUUGGGCAUGGCGUGAUGCAAAAAUAAAGCCCUACUUGGGCUCCGAACCAUUGUUGAAAACACGAUAUAUUGAAUUUAGACUCCAGGCCGUGCUCAAUACGAUGCGGAAGGAAGAGGAGGGGGGGGAGGGGGAGGCGAAGUAAGUUCCUCUCGGGUCUUAGGACUACCGGUAGGAGGAGGGGGUAAGGUCCUCCAGGCUGUUAGGGUUAGGAGUCCGUGGCCGGGGGGGAGGGGGGGGGGGGGGGGGGGAAGGGGAGGGGGAUGGGAGGUUAGGUUCUCUAGGCUGUGCUCCAUAUGAUGUCCAUGCAAUCUUUUGAGGGUGACGUUGUUUGUUGAAGUAGGGAUUUGGGUGAGUUGAGUGAUGAAAGAAGGAGAAAAUUUGUGGGCAUGGUGAUUGGAUUAUUGGCCGGCCGGUCGCUGAUGGCAAUCGAGCAGUUAUUCAGCGCGCAUCACCACGA
Chara braunii is the source of this 3200-nucleotide messenger RNA. NCBI's taxonomy places the organism in Eukaryota, Viridiplantae, Streptophyta, Charophyceae, Charales, Characeae. The record is from the annotation of a GenBank genome assembly.